AUGACGACGGACAUGGCUUCCGAUGCUCUAAUAGAUAGCAUCAUCACCGAGAGGAUCCGAAAAUUAAAUCAAAAUUCCGUUGAUAUUCAACAUGACUUGCCCUUUUUGGUCGCAGACACAAGACGAAUAUACCAGCAACAUGAGCGUUGGCUCCGAUGCCUUCCUAAUAUUUCACCCUUCUACGCUGUAAAAUGCAACGCAGACGUUCGGCUACUACGUUAUCUCGCACGUCUAGGCGUCGGUUUCGAUUGCGCCUCAUGGGGAGAGAUGAAGCUCGUGCUGGACUUGGGAGUAGACCCCUCCAGGAUUAUCUUCGCUCAUCCGUGCAAAGCGGUAUCUGCCUUACAGAUGGCUUCCAGGAGAGGGGUUCCACGGACGACAUUCGACAACGUCGACGAACUCGAGAAAAUAAAGGAGAAUGUUCCCCAUCUACGCCUACUUCUUCGUAUAUACGCUGAGGAUGAUACCGCUCUUGUAACUCUCGGGAACAAGUUUGGAGCUCCGUUAGAUACCACCAAGGCAUUGCUUCUGAAAGCGAAGGACCUUGGUUUGAUAGUGGAAGGGGUCAGUUUUCAUGUUGGAUCCGGAGCAUCAAAUGCUGAUACCUUUGUCACUGCCAUACAAAAUGCAAAACGAGUUUUCCAACAAGGAAAGCAGCUUGGGUUCAAUAUGCAUGUCUUAGAUGUCGGAGGCGGGUUCCAAGACACCAACUUCGAACUAAUGGCACUCACUCUCCAGCGGGCUAUUGAAAAAGAAUUUCCCCCUUCCACUCAGGUGAUGGCAGAGCCUGGUCGAUUCUAUGCGCGCAGCUUCUACACUGCGGCAUGCAAGGUCAUCGCCCGACGCAAACAAAUCGGGCAAGAUAGGUUAACCCAAAGUGACAUGCUGUACCUGAAUGAUGGGAUAUAUGGGUGUUUCAUGAAUGCCGUGGCCGAGAAUGAGAUAUACCGUCCUAUCCUAGUCAGAAAGGAGACUGUGAGCAAUAUGGAAAGAGAGGCAGGAGAGCAUCGGUAUUCUGUGUGGGGUCCGACGUGUGAUGGGCUGGACUGUAUCGCCAAAGAAGCUACUAUGGGGUGUGAAGUAAAGGUUGGGGAUUGGGUCAAGUUUGAGAACAUGGGAGCAUAUACGGUAGCGACUUCUACACAAUUCAAUGGAUUCCCGAACCGCUACGACAUCAUAUAUGUCGAUGACCAUAUCACACCGAGAUGCGAUAGGGAGGUUAUGGCUAGUACAACGCGCAUCAGGUCUGAAGCUGUCCUAUAA
This is a messenger RNA of Aspergillus pseudotamarii, 1263 nucleotides long. RefSeq names its product type III PLP-dependent enzyme. The record is from RefSeq and is a predicted model, not a curated record. Gene Ontology annotation, cellular component: cytoplasm. Gene Ontology annotation, molecular function: ornithine decarboxylase activity. NCBI's taxonomy places the organism in Eukaryota, Fungi, Ascomycota, Eurotiomycetes, Eurotiales, Aspergillaceae. The transcript has 4 exons. The coding region runs from base 1 to 1263 and encodes 420 amino acids.